AUGGCACAAUUAUUAUCAAAUGAAGAUGAAGUUUUGGGAGCAUUCGAUCCGUCGAUUGCUGCUUCGAAACGAUUUAAGCAUCCAAUAGCUGUCUUUUUUCAUAUGGCAUUCCGUUCAUUGGCUAUAGUCGCUUAUUUUGUAUGUUCAUGGGCGAAAGCAAGUUUUGUUACAUCAUUUGUUAUCAUAAUUAUAUUACUCUCAAUGGAUUUUUGGACAGUAAAGAAUAUAACCGGCCGGUUAUUAGCCGGCCUUCGGUAUUGGAAUUAUGUUGAUGAUGCUGGCAAUAAUCAUUGGAUAUUUGAAUCGAAAAAAGGAGACGAUAAAAAUACUGUUUCACAGACAGAGUCAAAUCUUUUUUGGCUUUCAUUAAUAUUUACCAUACUUCUCUGGGUACUUUUAACUAUAACGACAUUAUUUUCACCGACCUAUAUUAUCAUAACAGGUGUUGCUUUAGCGCUGAAUAUCACAAAUUUAUACGGAUUUAUUCGUUGUAAAUUUGGUUCAAAUGGGAACAUCUCUGAUGAAAUGAAAAAAACAGUAUUCAAAUCAUUGCUUUCGCGUGUUACUGGCGAUGGUAGUAGUGCUCCAACGUCGACUGAUUCUCAACAGCAAUCUACAACUACUCGAACCAUGUUCGGACCCUGA
This is a messenger RNA of Rotaria socialis, 645 nucleotides long. The record is from the annotation of a GenBank genome assembly. Lineage: Eukaryota; Metazoa; Rotifera; Eurotatoria; Philodinida; Philodinidae.